Closterium sp. NIES-67 is the source of this 324-nucleotide messenger RNA. NCBI's taxonomy places the organism in Eukaryota, Viridiplantae, Streptophyta, Zygnematophyceae, Desmidiales, Closteriaceae. The record is from the annotation of a GenBank genome assembly.
ACUUUAACAUGACUUUAACAGUGGUAACCGGGGAGGGUAUAGGAGUAGAGAUGGGAGGAAGAGGGGGAGGAGGAGGAGGAGGAGGAGGAGGAGGAGGAGGAGGAGGAGGAGGAGGAGGAGGAGGAGGAGGAGGAGGAGGAGGAGUAGGAGGAGGAGGAGGAGGAGGAGGAGGAGGAGGAGGAGGAGGAGGAGGAGGAGGAGGGGAGGGGGACAAGGACAUUGGAGGUGGAGAAGGUGUGGGCAUUGGAGAUGGGGAGGAUGGUCUUGGAGAUGGUACGAAUAGACAGACAAGGGAUGAGUAGGGGAUGAGAACAUUGCAAGAGA